This is a messenger RNA of Chlamydomonas reinhardtii, 1119 nucleotides long. RefSeq lists its product as uncharacterized. The record is from RefSeq and is a predicted model, not a curated record. The transcript has 4 exons. Lineage: Eukaryota; Viridiplantae; Chlorophyta; Chlorophyceae; Chlamydomonadales; Chlamydomonadaceae. Bases 138 to 434 code for a protein of 98 amino acids.
GCAUAAGAAGCUUGCAUUGAACAAAGUAUAUAAAGAAUAGACCGCCAGGACGACAAGACAAUUCGGUCCAGCUCAGCGUAAAUUGCUGCGCCCGCUGUUAGCGACCUCUUGACUACCAUCAUACGCCGGACAUUCACAUGGGUGGACGUGGCUUUUUUGGUGGAGGCGUUGGCCUGGGUGUCGGCACGGGCUGCGGAUUUGGCGUCGGCUGGGGCUUUGGAGGAGGGCCCAUCGGAGUCGGAGGAAUGGGUGCAGGGGGUGGCUGCGGCGCGGGCGUGGGGCUAGGCUGGGGCUAUGGGGCGGCCUGGGGCUCCAACUACAUCGUGGUGGAUCCGGAAUUCGAGGAGGCGCGUGUGGACAAGCGGCCACAGUGGCUCCGGCAACUGACAACGCACGUGCAGGGGCUGAAGUUUGACCGGCCGCGCCAGGGAUGAUGCAGUGCGCUGGUGGCGGCCGCUCAUCCAAUGCAGACCGUGAUGGCGGUUGCAUUUGCAAUGAUGGGGAAUGCCUGUGGUCAUAACGGCGUGCAGCCUGUAGGUACCAAUGCGGAAUCUGCUACAGGCGUCUUGACUAAUGGGUUUGCAAGGGCAGUCGCGGUGGCACAAGAUGCGGAGCAACAUUAAUUUCGUUUGUCUCAGGGGCUUUGCAGGUUGCGGUGGCACGGCUUUCUUGAGUCAGCAGCUGUUCUUGUGGCGUAUGUGUGCAGUACACGCACAGUGAAGGCAGUAAGCCCACGGUUGUGUUGCAUCUAUGCACGGUGAUGUUGCUCACUGUUAUCUUGGUUCCUUCCUCAGUUCGGAUAGAAGCGCUGUGGGGCCCUAGAUGGGCGGACGCUGGCGGACGUUGCACUCAGCAUCUAUGAGUUCCGCAACGCACGUCAAUAAUACGGUAUGAGGCUGGUUUCCGAUGAGGGGGAGGUGCAGAGAGCUACAGGUGAUGGCAGGGCAACCAGGUGGAUCGGCGACGCUUUCACAAGGGCAGGGCCCAGUCCAUACGCGUGAAGUAAACGCGCUUGACAGUAGCUACCCGUGAAGUAAACGCGCUUGACAGUAGGCCACCCUUUUGGGAAUGUGUUAUCAGUGCCCAACGACAUCUGCGUCCUCUUAAUUAUCAAGGCAC